This is a messenger RNA of Dacryopinax primogenitus, 606 nucleotides long. RefSeq lists its product as uncharacterized. Gene Ontology annotation, biological process: iron-sulfur cluster assembly. The transcript is spliced from 3 exons. Lineage: Eukaryota; Fungi; Basidiomycota; Dacrymycetes; Dacrymycetales; Dacrymycetaceae. The coding region runs from base 1 to 606 and encodes 201 amino acids. Gene Ontology annotation, molecular function: 2 iron, 2 sulfur cluster binding; 4 iron, 4 sulfur cluster binding; iron ion binding. Gene Ontology annotation, cellular component: mitochondrion. The record is from RefSeq and is a predicted model, not a curated record.
AUGUCUGCGAUUGUGUCCCUCGCUGUCCGGCGCAGCGUGCUCGCUGGAUCAUGUCGUGUGGUCUCUGUGAGGCCAGGGCGAAGGCUUAUAAACCCCACCGUUUUGUCUGCACCCUCGACCACUCACCGCAGGUCGUUCGCCUCUGCUCCUCCGCUCCCCACUAUCACUUCAGCAGACCAAGCAAUACUUCUUUAUGCACCUACUCCAAAACAGCUAGAGGCACUGGAACUUGAAGUAGACCCGAACGUGUUCAAUGAAGCAAGAUUGAUCAUCACCGAACGAGCAGCUGAGCAAUUGAGGCGCGUCGCGGAGAAGGCCAAUAAUUCGGAAAUUGCAUUGAGGGUCGGUGUGGAAUCUGGGGGAUGCCAUGGAUACCAGUACACGAUGGAGGUUACAUCGGAAUAUGAGCCAGACGAUUUCGUAUUUACAAGAGCAGACACCCAACCGUCCAAGGUGAUCAUAGACGCAGUUUCACUGGGUCUCCUGAAAGGUGCCACCGUCGAUUAUGCCACAGAGCUGAUCGGGAGCUCUUUUCGCAUAAUGGAGAACCCACAAGCGAAGGGCAGUGGUUGCGGAUGCGGUGUCAGCUGGGAGGCCAACGUGUGA